AUGUCUGCCAAGGCCAUCAGAGAGUACCAUGGUAAGAACAUCCUGGCGCGCCACCUCAAGGAGCGAUCCAAGGGCCAGUUCCUUCUGGACAACAAGCGCGUCCAUGUGUCGCCGCAAUCGCCGGCCGCUUCGCCCAUCAAGGCCGUCCUCGAGCAGCACCCGUGGCUGGUGACCGACAAGCUCGUCGUCAAGCCGGAUCAGCUGAUCAAGAGGCGCGGAAAGUCGGGGCUCAUCAAGCUCAACGCCACGUGGGAGGAGUGCGAGCAGUGGCUCCAGGAGAGGCGCAGCAAGGAGGUCGAUGUGGAAGGUGUCAAGGGAGUGCUCGAGUACUUUGUGGUGGAGCCGUUCGUGCCCCACGAGGCUUCGGAUGAGUACUACCUGGCCAUCCGUUCGGGUCGCGAUGGCGACGAGAUUCUCUUCCAUCACGAAGGUGGCGUUGACGUCGGUGAUGUCGAUUCCAAGGCCCUCAAAGUGAUGGUUGAGGUCGACGAGAGCGUGAGCGUUGACACUGUGCGCAGCAAGCUGCUCACGAGCGAGACCAUUCCCGCCGAGCGCAGGGAGCUGUUGGCCGAGUUCAUCGCCCUUCUGCACGCCAUCUACGUUGAUCUCCACUUCACUUACCUCGAGAUCAACCCGCUCGUCGUGGUCGGCAACAACGUUCACGUGCUUGACUUGGCCGCCAGGCUCGACCAGACUGCCUACUUCGAGUGCCACAAGGGCUGGGGCGAGAUCGAGUUCCCGCCGCCCUUCGGCAGGCCUCUGCUCGAGGAGGAGCGCUACAUCCAGGAGCUCGACUCCAAGACCGGCGCGUCCCUCAAGCUGACCGUGCUCAACCCCAACGGUCGCAUCUGGACCAUGGUCGCCGGCGGUGGCGCCUCCGUCGUCUACGCCGACACCCUGUCCGAUCUGGGCAUGGCCAAUGAGGUGUGCAACUACGGUGAGUACUCGGGCGACCCCACUGAGUCGCUCACCUUCGAGUACGCCAAGACGAUCCUCUCCCUCAUGACCAAGGGCGAGCCCAUCCAGGGCGGCAAGGUGCUCAUCAUUGGCGGUGGUAUUGCCAACUUCACCGACGUGGCGGAGACAUUCAAGGGUAUCGUCAAGGCCAUCAGGCACUUCCAGGAGCGCCUCAGGAUGCACAAGGUCAAGAUCUACGUGCGCAGGGGUGGUCCCAACUACCAGGAGGGCCUCCGCUCCAUGCGGGAGAGCGUCGAGGGCAUGCAAAUUCCCAUCGUCGUGUCCGGCCCCGAGACCCACAUGACCGCCAUUUGCCAGCUGGCCAUCGAUGACCUGAAGAGCGCCAUUGAGGGCGGCGAGGCCUCCAGCAUGACCCGCAACAAGAGCUGGGGCAACCUCGAGGCGGCUGAAAGCCCCGAGCUGCAGUUCAGCCCCCAGGCUCCUCCCGCCGACGGCCCCAAGCAGCCCGUCACGGUCUCGAUCGCCGACGGUCUCCCCACCGACGAGAGCCGCACUCUUGCCCAGUCGCAGGGUGCCUACGCCCAGCACAAGCCCGUCCACACCCUCUUCAGCAGCGAGACCCGUGCUGUCGUGUACGGCAUGCACCCCGUCGCCGUGCAGUCCAUGCUCGACUUCGACCACCUGUGCGGCCGCAAGCAGCCCUCGGUGUCGGCCAUCGUCUACCCGUUCGCCGGUGCGCACUACCGCAAGUUCUUCUGGGGCUCCCAGGAGAUCAUGAUCUCCGUCAUGCCCUCGCUCGCCGAGAUCUUCGCCAAGAACCCCUCCAGCAAGCUCGACACGCUGGUGAACUUUGCCUCGUGCCGCUCGGUCUAUGAGUCAACCAAGGAGGCCCUGGCUAUCCCCAACAUCAAGACCAUCGCCAUCAUUGCCGAGGGCGUGCCGGAGAGGCGCACGCUCCAGCUCAUCAAGCUCGCCGAGACCAGGCCCGAGGCGGCCGGCGGCCGCGUGACCAUCAUUGGUCCGGCCACCGUCGGCGGAAUCAAGCCCGGCUGCUUCCGUAUCGGUAACACUGGUGGUCGUCUGGACAACGUGCUGGCCAGCAAGCUCUACCGACCCGGCAGCGUCGCCUACGUGUCCCGAUCCGGUGGUCUGUCGAACGAGCUCAACAACAUCGUCUCGCGAAACACCAACGGCGUCUACGAGGGUAUUGCCAUCGGCGGCGAUCGCUACCCUGGCACCACCUUCAUGGACCACCUCCUCCGAUUCCAGGCUGAUCCGGGCGUGAAGAUGAUGGUCCUGCUGGGUGAGGUCGGCGGCACUGAGGAGUACAAGGUGUGCGAGGCCCUCAAGAACGGCACCAUCACCAAGCCCAUCGUGGCCUGGUGCCUGGGCACGUGCGCCAAGAUGUUCCCCACCGAGGUCCAGUUCGGUCACGCCGGCGCCUGCGCCCACUCCGACCUGGAGACCGCCGACGCCAAGAUCCGCGCGCUCACCGAGGCCGGCGCCCACGUCCCCUCGUCCUUCAAUGAGAUCGCCACCCUCAUCAACAAGGUCUACACCGAUCUCGUCCAGAAGGGCGUCAUCGUCGUCGGCAAGGAGCCCCCUCCGCCCAAGAUCCCCGUGGACUUCGCGUGGGCGAGGAAGCUGGGUCUUAUCCGAAAGCCCGCUUCGUUCAUCUCCACCAUCUCCGACGAGAGAGGCGAGGAGCUCAUGUACGCCGGCAUGCCCAUUUCCCAGGUCUUCGAGGACGAGAUCGGCAUCGGCGGCGUCAUCUCGCUGCUGUGGUUCAGGAAGAGGCUGCCCCAGUACGCCUGCAAGUUCAUCGAGAUGGUGCUCAUGAUGACCGCCGACCACGGUCCCGCCGUCGCCGGUGCUCACAACACCAUCGUGACUGCUCGUGCCGGGCGCGAUCUGGUGUCUUCGCUCUGCUCGGGUCUCCUCACCGUCGGUCCCCGUUUCGGUGGUGCCGUGGACGGUGCGGCCAAGACCUUCUCGUGGGGUUACGACACUGGCCUCAGCCCCUUCGAGUUCGUCGAGGAGAUGCGCAAGAGGAAGGAGCUGAUCGCUGGUAUCGGCCACAAGGUCAAGUCCAUCCACAACCCUGACAAGAGAGUGACGAUCCUCAAGGAGUUCGCCCUCAAGCACUUCCCCGCCCACCCGGUGCUGGACUACGCCCUCGAGGUUGAGGUGCUCACCACCAAGAAGAAGCCCAACCUCAUCUUCAACGUCGACGGCUGCAUCGGCUGCUGCUUCGUCGAUCUGCUCAGGCACUGCGGCGCCUUCGCUCCCGAAGAGGCUGAGGACUACCUGAAGAACGGAUUCUUGAACGGUCUGUUCGUGCUGGGUAGGAGCAUCGGUUUCAUUGGCCACUUCCUCGACCAGACCAGGCUCCAGGAGGGACUCUACAGGCACCCGACGGACGACAUCUUCUACAUGACCACGUCGGGUCCCGACCAGUCGGUUGUUCCCCUCUAA
Molecule: messenger RNA, 3393 nt
Organism: Acanthamoeba castellanii str. Neff
Lineage: Eukaryota; Discosea; Longamoebia; Acanthamoebidae
Product: ATPcitrate synthase
Exons: 13
Coding region: 1-3393 (1130 amino acids)
Biological process (GO): citrate metabolic process; acetyl-CoA biosynthetic process; fatty acid biosynthetic process
Cellular component (GO): cytosol
Molecular function (GO): ATP citrate synthase activity
Source: RefSeq, a predicted model, not a curated record